CCAGACCAGGCUGGGCCUUGCCUGCCCUCCUGCCACUGCUCCCUCAGGACCGGCAGGCCCAAAGCCGCCCCUUCGGGGAGGGGGCACCCCCAAUUGGCCCCAGCUGAGCCCCCGGGGCAGCAAGAGGACAAGGCCCUGCCCUGAAGGGGGCAGCAGGGGGGCCAUUUUGCAGCUGGAGCCGCAACUCCCCGCCCAGGUCUCCUGCCUCAUCUGGGACCCUUCAUGGGGGAAUCUGGGCUGGGGGUGGAGGAGCUGAGGGUGGCUGGGCCUUGUCUUGGGGGCAGAGCAGGGAGAAGCCGCUUUGUCAUCCCCCCCAUGUCUGCCCCCCAGUAGCCACAGCGGCUGGCCCCCAGCCCUCAAGCGGUGAAGGCCACGUCAGCUCCCCUGCGCCUGGUGGUCUGCUUUGGGCCGAGAGGCUUUUCCUUCCUCUCCCCUCUGCAGCCGCAAGCUCUGUUUCCCUUGGGCCACCAUGAGUUCUGGACCGCGAGGAGGCAGCCGAGAUGGCGCUGGCAAAGGCCUGGCUGGGGCCGCCUCUCACUCCUGGCAGCCCCCUCACAUCCUGGUGGUGGAGGCCCACCCCUCCCACUGGGCCCACACCUGCCACAAGCUGUGCGAUGCCCUGGAAAACGUCUUCUCUCUGGCCUGCAGUCUGGCGGGUCCAGCCCGCAUCCCUCUGCUCAGCCUCUACGUGGUCCAGAGCCAGCAGGAGUGCCUUCUGCCCUUUGUGCCGGUGAGAGGGAGCUUCUCUCGGCUCCAGAGCUGCCUGGCGGAGCUGCGCGCCUUGCCCUCGGAGGGGGUCUUCCACCUCAAGGAGGACGCCAUAGUCCAGGCCGUGCAGGAUGGGCUCCAACAGUUCAAGCAGUACACGGGGCAGGGCAUGGCUGGGGCCUCCCUGAGCAGCUCUUCCCUGGAGAUGACUGUCCUGACUGGCCAGCCCAGCGCCAAGGUGGCCAAGCAGCUGGAGGCUGGGCUGCAGGGCAUUGACCUGGUCAGCCUCCGCCAGCUGCAGGUGGUGGAGGUCUCCACAAGGGGGCUGCAGGAGGCGCCUGAGGCUGCGGCGGAGGACGGAGAGGGAGCCACCCCCAGCAGCAGCAGCGGCAGCAGCCGUGGGGGCAGGCAGGAUUCCCACUUCUCCUUUCUCACAGCCACCGACUUUGGGCUCUGCUUCCAGAGAGGGACAGGCUUCCUGCGGGGAGAGACCCCAGCCCCUCCUGGGUGCCUGUUUCUGAGCAGCAGUGGCCGGAACCGUGGCCCUCAUCGUCUUGUAUUCCUGCAGCAGCAGCUGGUGGGCCUCCUGCCCCCAGUGCCCAGGGGGUCUCUGCACUGGGGGACGAGAUGGGGCUCCUUUCCUCUCCCUGCAGAGAGCACCGUGACCCUGGGCGCAGUCCUUGACCUCCAGACUGUGGAGAAUGAUGUGGUGGCCCUGGAGACCUUCUUCAAGGGCUGGUUCCACGACCACAGCCCAGACCAGGAGCACCUCCACCUCCUCCUGCCCGCUGGAGCGCUCUGCCCCCCUGCUGCAGCCCAGAGCUGCCCAGUGUGCGUGAAAUGCGAUGCCCAGGAGAGGCUUCUCAGCCCCGCUCUGCUUACUUCCGCCUGCGGAGAUGGCCCCACCGCACAACGGGAGGAUGCCAGUGGCCCCUUCUGGAUGGCAGCUGGCCCAGGCCUGGUGCCACGCAAGCUCCACAUCCUCAGGGCCCUGGAGGCCAAAGGCCUGUGCACCUCGCUGCUCUAUGGGCUGCCUCUGGUCAUCCGGCCCACAAGCUGCUGGCGGAUGAACUGGGAUGAACUGGAGGCCAACCAGCAGCUCUUCCGGGCCCUCUGCCACUGUCUGUGGCACCUCCUGGACGGCCUGGACCUGGAGCCGGCCUACAGUCCCCUGAGCGGGGGGGCCCCCCUGUACCAAGCCCUGAGGAGCAGCCUGGGGCGCCCACCACCCUCCCGGCCCGAGCGCAAGGCAGAUCGGCACCUGCCCCGUCAGCAGGGCACCCGCCCCCACCUGGGCAAGGCCAGGGCCAUGGUGGCCCCCCUGCGCAUGGCACCCGCUGCCCCCCGCCCACCCGCCUUCUCCCUGCUCUCCGGAGAGGAAGAAGAGUUCCUGGACGCCAUGUGACACCGCAGGGGCCACUCCCUUCGCCCCAUGGAGGCCCCGCUGAGCCAGAGCUCCCACAAAAAGGGAGCCCAACCCAGACAGGCACCCAUGACAAGGACCCUGUGGA
This is a messenger RNA of Podarcis raffonei (Aeolian wall lizard), 2219 nucleotides long. It is a transcript of the gene M1AP, whose product is annotated as meiosis 1 associated protein. Lineage: Eukaryota; Metazoa; Chordata; Lepidosauria; Squamata; Lacertidae. Gene Ontology annotation, biological process: meiosis I; spermatogenesis; male meiosis chromosome separation. The coding region runs from base 470 to 2113 and encodes 547 amino acids. The transcript is spliced from 11 exons. The record is from RefSeq and is a predicted model, not a curated record.